Messenger RNA from Pygocentrus nattereri (red-bellied piranha), 6492 nucleotides. RefSeq names its product zinc finger protein 850-like. The record is from RefSeq and is a predicted model, not a curated record. Gene Ontology annotation, molecular function: RNA polymerase II cis-regulatory region sequence-specific DNA binding; DNA-binding transcription factor activity, RNA polymerase II-specific. The coding region runs from base 61 to 5247 and encodes 1728 amino acids. The transcript is spliced from 8 exons. Gene Ontology annotation, biological process: regulation of transcription by RNA polymerase II. NCBI's taxonomy places the organism in Eukaryota, Metazoa, Chordata, Actinopteri, Characiformes, Serrasalmidae.
GGCGGCGCUAGCUCUCUCGGUGUGGUUCUCCAGCCUCCAGAAAAACGGCGAAGCAGCUAAAUGUUUCCAUAUGCAGUAGAACCAGCCGCUCGCAGCGUCGUUGUUGUCGGACGGAGAGAAAGAGGAGCUGCUCUGCUAAAUGAAAAUCGUCCUAGUGUCCACUUUGCUCUGUUCAGAUUUACCUCCAAAAACAUCGAGAUGUCAGAGGAGUCAGAGGAAGAUAUCGGACUGCUGAAUUUAGAAGAGAUUAAACAAGAGAAUAUAGAGGAGCUGUAUUGUUGCUCAGAGUGUGGGAAGAUAUUUGAACAAGAAAGUGGCCUCAAAUCACACCAGUGCACUCAUGCAGGAGAGAACCCAUACGCCUGUUCGGAGUGUGGGAGAAGCUUCAGGCACUCUAAAACUUUUAAAAAGCACAAGUGCACCAGGACGGAGGAUGGGUGUUCUAUUACGGUGGUUCUUGAACCUGAUGACUGUGAAGAAGCAGGAGAUCCCGUCCUGAUCGGCAGGUCCCGCUUCUGCACUGCCACAUUUGAAAGGCAUUCUCCUUCUCCUGGUGUUGCAUCAAGUUUCCCUCCUGAAACACAUCAGGAGAUGCUGCCAGAGGAACAUGGAAGACUGCUUAAAUCGGUAGAGAUUAAGCAUGAGAAUGUGGAAGAGCCGCAUGGUUCCUCUGAAUGUGAAACGCAUUUUAAACAAGAGAGUGAUCUUGAAUCAAAUCACUGCCCUGACACAGGGGAGGAGCUGCCUGAGUGCUCAGAGGGUGAUAUGGAUAUCAGUAAUCAGAGUCAUCUUCAACAACAACACCAUGUUCACACAGAAGAGGGACCGUUUGACUGCUCCAAGUGUGGACAAAGUUUUGAUGAGGAAAGUGCUCUAAAUAAGCACAAGUGCUUUCAUACAACAAAGAAGCCAUAUUGCUGUUCAUCCUGUGGAAAGAGUUUCACCAGAUCCAGUAACCUGCAGCAACACCAGCGCAUUCACACAGGAGAGAAGCCCUACUGCUGUUCGUACUGUGGAAAGAAUUUUACUAGAUACAGUAACCUUCAUCAGCACCAGCGCAUUCACACAGGAGAGAAGCCCUUUUGCUGUUCGUACUGUGACAGGAGUUUUACUACAUACUGCAAUCUCCAACAACACCAGCACACUCACACUGGCGAGAAGCCGUAUCAGUGCUCGGAGUGCGGCAAGAAUUUUUCUGACAGUGGUACUCUCACGAGACACAAACGCAUCCACACAGGAGAGAAACCAUAUCAGUGCCCAGAAUGCGGCAAGAGUUUUAACCAGAACAGUACACUGCAGCUGCACCGUCGCAUUCACACAGGAGAGAAACCGUAUUACUGCACACAGUGUGGAAAGAGUUUUAUUGACAUAUGCACUUUAAAAACACACCUGAUCAUUCACACAGGAGAGAAGCCCUAUUGCUGUAAGUGCUGUGGAAAGAGCUUUACUAGACACAGCAAUCUCCAACAACACCAGCUCAUUCACACAGGAGAGAAAACACAUUUCUGCUCAUACUGUGGAAGGAGUUUCACCAGAUACAGUUAUCUUCAAGUACACCAGCGCAUUCACACAGGAGACAAACCAUAUGUCUGUUCAGAGUGUGGGAACAGUUUUAAUCGAAAGAGCGCUCUUGAACAACACCAGCGAGUUCACACAGGAGAGAAACCAUUUGAGUGCUCAGAAUGUGGGAAGAGUUUUUGCCAGCAGGGUACCCUUCAAGUACACCAGCGUAUUCACACAGGAGAGAAACCCUAUCAGUGCUCAGAAUGUGGGAAGAUCUUCAGGUAUUCAAAAGCAUUAAAGACACACAAAUGUGCGGAGAAGGAGGGGGAUAAUUCUGAACCUGUGGUUUUUGAAGAACCUGCUUUAGAGCGUGACAGCCCCGAGUCCGCGGCGGCGCUGCUUCUCUCAGCGCAGGGUUCCAGCAGCCAGACAAAGCGGAGAAGCAGAUCCCGGACAUACAGCAUCCGCUCAGGGUGUUGUUGUUGGCGGACGCAGAGAAACAGGACCUGCCCUGCUAUAAUUGUCCUUCUUCUAGUCUUGCCACAAACACCUCAAGAGAUGCCACAAGAGGAGCCUGUAAGACUUCUGAAACCAGAAGAGAUUAAACAUGAGAAUAUAGAGGAACAAAAUUGUUACUCUGAGUGUGAGAAGAGUAUCAAACAAGAGGACGAUCUUGCAUCACGUCCCUGCACUCGUGCUGAGGAGCAGCCAUAUGACUGCUCAGAGUGUGAGGGGGAUCUGGAUAGUAGGAGUCCUCUGCAACAACACCAGGGCACUCAAAUAGGAGAGAAACUGCUUCAGUGCUCAGUGUGUGGGAAGGGUUUUACAGACAAAACUACUUUAAAUACACACCAGUGUCUUCAUACAGGAGAGAAGCCCUAUUGCUGUUCACAGUGUGGAAGGAGUUUUACUAGAUACGGUAAUCUCCAGCAACACCUGCGCAUUCACUCGGGAGAGAAGCCGUAUUGCUGUUCAUACUGUGAAAGGAGUUUUUCUCGGUACAAUACUCUCCAACUGCACCAGCACACUCACACAGGAGAGAAGCCCUAUCAGUGCUCAGACUGUGGGAAGAAUUUUGCUGACAGAGGCACGCUCGUACGACACAAACGCAUCCACACGGGAGAGAAACCGUAUCGGUGCUCAGAGUGUGGGAAGAGUUUUAAUCAAAAGAUUAGUCUCCAGCUACACCAGUACAUUCAUACAGGAGAGAAGCCCUACUGCUGUUCAUACUGUGGAAGGAGUUUUAGUAGAUACGGUAAUCUCCAACAUCACCUGCGCAUUCACACAGGAGAGAAGCCUUAUUGCUGUUCAUACUGUGAAAGGAGUUUUACCAGAUACAGUAACCUCCAGCAACACCAGCACACUCACACAGGAGAGAAGCCCUACCAGUGCUCAGAGUGUGGAAAGAGCUUUGCUGACAGGGGAACCCUCGUACGACACAAACGCAUCCACACGGGAGAGAAACCGUAUCAAUGCUUGCUAUGUGGCAAGAGUUAUAAUCAAAGCAGUAGUCUCCAUCUGCACCAGCGCAUCCACUCAGGAGAGAAGCCGUUUUACUGCUCUGCUUGUGGGAAAAGUUUUUUUGACAAGUGCACUCUAAAAAAACACCAGAUCAUUCACACAGGCGAGAAGCCCUACUGCUGUACAUGCUGUGGGAAGAGUUUCACUAGACACAGUAAUCUCCAACAACACCAGCGCAUUCACACAGGAGAGAAGCCCUACUGCUGUUCAUACUGUGGAAUGAGUUUCACCAGAUACAGUAACCUGCGUCAACACCAGCGCAUUCACACAGGAGACAAACCAUACGUCUGCUCAGAGUGUGGCAAGAGUUUUAAUCGGCGCAAUGCUUUUCAGCGACACCAGCUUAUUCACACAGGAGAGAAGCCCUAUCAGUGUUCAGAGUGUGGGAAGCCAUUUAGGUACUUAAAAGCAUUAAAGACACACAAGUGUGCCGAGAACGAGGAGGAUAAUUCUAUAACCGUGGUUCUUGAUACUGAUUUACAUGCAGAAGAUCCUGCUUUCAUUAGUAGUCCAUGCCUUAGCACUUCUGCAGUGUUGGAAGGAGACAAAAAGGAGCUGGACGGUUCGAUGAUCUCUAAGCAGUUCUUCCUGGCUGCGUCUGGAAGCUUUGCUACUGCACACGUCCUCUGCUCUCCUGUAGCAGAGCAGUGGCAAAGCUUCCAGAUACAGCCAGAAAAAAUGAACAGCGUCCUAACAUCCACUUUCCUGUGCUCAACUUCACCUCCACAAACACAUCAGGAGAUGCCACCAGAGGAUCACGUCAGACUGCUGAAAUCAGAAGAGAUAAAACAUGAGAAUAUGGAGGAGUCGCAUGAGCGUGGGAAGAGUUUUACACAAGAGAAUCAUCUCAAAUCACACCAGCGCUCUCACGCAGGAGAGAAGCCGUAUCACUGUUCAGAGUGUGGGAGAAGCUUCAGACACUCUAAAACCUUAAAAGCACACACUUGCUCCAGGAUGGAGGAUGGUUAUUCUAUAGCUGUAGAUCUUGAACCUGAUAACAGGGAAAAAGCAGAUCUUGCUCUGGUCAGCAGUCCAUACCACUGUGUGCCCUCAUUUGAAAGAUGUUCUCCUUCUCCUGGUGUUCACUCAAAUCUACCUCCACAAACCCAUCAGGAGUUUCCAACAGAAGAGCUGCUGAAAUCAGAAGAGAUUAAGCAAGAAAAUGCGGAGGAGCCGUAUUGUUGCUCAGAGUGUGGGAAGAGUUUUAAACAGGAGAAUCAUCUCAAAUCACACCAGCGCACUCACGCUGUCGAGAAGUCGUAUCAGUGCUCAGAGUGUGGGAUGGGUUGUAAUAAUCAGAGUAGUCUCCUAAGGCACCAGAGGGUUCACACUGGAGAGAAGCCGUAUCACUGCUCAGAGUGCGGGAAGCGUUUCAGUAACGGCUAUAAUCUCAAAAAACACCAGGUCAUUCACACAGGAGAGAAGCCUUACUGCUGUUCGGUCUGUGGGAAGGGUUUCAGUAGAUACGGUACUCUUCAACUACACCAGCGCACUCACACAGGAGAGAAGCCGUAUCACUGCUCAGAGUGCGGGAAGAGUUUUCGUCAGCAGAGUAAUCUCCUAGUACACCAGCGCAUUCACACGGGAGAGAAGCCAUAUCAGUGCUCAGAGUGUGGGAAGAACUUCAAUCGACUGGAUGUUCUCCAACACCACCAGCGAGUUCACACAGGAGAAAAGCCUUUUAAGUGCUCAGUGUGUGGACAGAGUUUUCGUCAGCAGAACAAUCUCCAAGUACACCAGCGUAUUCACACAGGAGAGAAGCCCUAUUGCUGCCCAUACUGCGAAAGGAGCUUCUCUAGACACAGUAACCUCAAAGAACACGAGCGCACACACUCAGGAGAGAAGCCGUAUCAGUGCUCAGAGUGCGGGAAGAGCUUUCGCCAGCACACUAAUCUCCAAGUACACCAGCGCAUUCACACAGGAGAGAAGCCUCAUAGCUGCUUAGAGUGCGGGAAGACUUUUAACCGGCUGGACGUUCUCCAACAGCAUCAGAGAGUGCACACAGGAGAGAAACCAUAUGAGUGCUCAGAGUGUGGGAAGAGUUUUUGUCAACAGAGUACCCUCCAAGUACACCAGCGCAUUCACACUGGAGAGAAACCAUAUUACUGCUCUGAAUGUGGGAAGAUGUUUAGGUACUCAAAAAAUGUUGCAGUGCACAAGUGCGCUAAGAGGGAGGAAGAUAAUUCUGCAACUGUGGUUUGUGAACCUGAUUACAAUGAAUAAGCAGAAGAUCCAGCUCUGGUCAGGAAUCUAGACUUUCAUGCUCCCACAGUGUUGGAGGGAGGAAAACAGGAGUUAGACUGUUGAACUUUGGGAGCUAUUCAACAGUCUACUGACAAUUUGCAAGGCUGUGCCAUAGAUGUCGGCUUUUUAAAACAUAGGAUGUAAAAGCCAACACUGAAGAAGAGUUUGUCCAGAAGUGUCUACGUAGCCUAUUAGCCCUUGUGUGUGCUGUUGUUUGAUAGUAGUGUUGUCUUAAUUCGGUUUGGUAUUCAGAUUUUUUUGAAUUAUGAAUUUCAUUUUAGGAUUUACAUGAUACAGACUCAAAGCAAUGUUACGUCCACUUCUUCAUUAUCAAUUUGUGCACACAUGAAGCAAAUCAAUACUAAAACAAUGUGCAAAGAGAAAUCAUGGCAUAUGGGAUGUGCAAGUUGAAACAAUAUGGAAACAGUAUAAACGGAAUUUAGACCCCUGCCUGCCUUGGUUGUACUUGCCAUGUUCAUCAGAGUUUCAGCUCAGGCCACCUGGUAGUAUCUGCAGGUUUAUUCUGAGGAAUCUUUUGUCAGUGUCAUUUCUUUGCUUCACUUUUCUUCUGUACUGCUCAGAGACAGUGAUUGGUUCAGUCAAUUGGGUUUCACAGCUCAAAUCAGAAUUACUGGUUAUAUUUUACUUGUAAGUAGGUUUUAUUUUUUCAUUUUAUUUACUUGUUCUUGUUCUAAACCAGCAAGAAUCUAGCUAAUCACUACAGCCCUGUUUUUCCCACCUUGGACAAAGUGCUAUGUUUUCCAUACCCAGUGCUGGAGGUGCCCAGAACUGUAGUAUUGUUUACUUUUCUCUGAUUCAGCUGAUUAAUACGCUGAAAUUUUAGGCCUUACACACAGGAUGGUAAUCUCUGUGGCCUGAGGGUGGGUCAGCUGUGACAUACAACCAGCAGGCUGCUGACUUUAUUGAGUCAGUACACCGACAUAUGCUUACUACCUGGGAUAUCAAGAUUAUGUUGACGUCCUUUUUUUUUUUAAACACAAGCCCAGAUUUAGGUUCUUUAGCUAGACUAUAUCAACAUCCCACAGUUUCACAAAUACAAUUGACAACACAAAGUGCCACUUUAUGAUAUGAUGAUUUGUGUCGCUGCUGUCUGUAUUUCCAUUUUUGCAAUUUUUCAGUUUUUCUCAUAAUUUGAACAUGCCUGUUGACCUUUACAUUGUGUGUAAUUUUCAUGAUGAACAGACUAAAAGAAACAGCCCAAAA